CCAAGCCCAUUACCAAGUCCUGUUUUGGGGAGAAAGCCAAAUGCUAGUCAGUCAUUGCUUGCUUGGUGCAAAGAAGUUACAAAAAACUACCGAGGAGUAAAAAUCACCAAUUUCACUACGUCGUGGAGAAAUGGUUUAUCCUUUUGUGCAAUAUUACAUCACUUUAGACCUGACUUAAUUGACUACAAGUCCCUGAAUCCUCAAGACAUUAAGGAGAACAACAAAAAGGCAUAUGAUGGAUUUGCCAGCUUGGGAAUAUCCCGGCUACUUGAACCUUCUGACAUGGUUUUGUUAGCAAUUCCUGACAAGCUGACUGUUAUGACCUAUCUUUACCAAAUACGGGCACAUUUCAGUGGACAGGAGCUAAAUGUAGUUCAGAUUGAGGAGAACAGUAGCAAAAGCACAUACAAAGUCGGCAACUAUGAAACAGACACGAACAGCUCUGUUGACCAGGAAAAGUUCUAUGCGGAACUGAGUGACCUAAAACGAGAGCCAGAAUUGCAACAGUCAGGCUUUGUUUUCCAGGAGGACUCGGUAUUUGUAAACGACAGUGGAGUUACAGAGUCAGAAAGAGCCAGAGAGCAUCAAGACACAGGUGAGCCACGAAAUCUGGCCUCUCCUCCUUCUCACAGGACUACAAGUGAUGCAGAGCAACAGCAGAAACAACAGGGAAGGAUUUCUGGAAUAGUGGAACCUGGAAAAAACAGUACAGCACAAGCACAGCCCCUGUUGGGAAGGAAAAAGCUACUCAAAGCAGAUACUUUAGACCUGAGUGAUCUCAUGCAGGUCAGCGAUCCAAAGAGGGAUCCAUUUCCCACAACUUUAGGUGAGGAUAUUGACAAAAAAGGACAUCAGAAUUCAGACACUGCCAUUUGUUUCUCAGAACCUGAAAAACAGGAGCACCUUGGCCUUAGAGAAAGUAGAAAAUUGGAUUCUGAAUUACAUGUUGAAAAAGCAACUUUAGAAGUGGGAAAUAAAUCUGGAUAUUCCCACAAUAGGGAUGUGGAUAUUAAUAAAAAGUUAGAUAUGCAAGUGGAGGCUAACCUAGAGUUUGAGGCCAAAACAGUGAUACAUCCAACAGAUCUGCCUGCAAAAACUGCCCAGCAACGAAUGUUAUCAAGACAGGAAGAGCUAAAAGAACGUGCAAGAGUCCUGCUUGAACAAGCAAGAAAAGAUGCUGCUUUAAAGGCAGGAAACAGGCAGUUCUCCGGCUCAACCAUCGCAGGCCGCUCUAAGCAACUGACUGAUCAGCAAGAUGAAGAGCGGCGUCGGCAGCUGAGAGAGAGAGCUCGUCAGCUAAUAGCAGAAGCUCGAUCUGGAGUGAAGAUGUCAGAACUUUCUAGUUACAAUGAAAUGGCUGCAGAAAAGUUGAAAGAAAGGUCAAAGGCAUCUGGAGAUGGGGAUCGGAGUGAUAAUAUUGUGAUAGUUUCUAAUGAGGAGAUUCCUGAGCACACUGUUACUAGUGGUGAAGAUCAACAUACUAACCUAGAAAAUGAGCUUGAUUCUGAUGCUGAACAGAACAGCAAGUUGGUGGAUUUGAAGCUGAAGAAACUCCUAGACGCUCAGCCACAGGUGGCAAAUUCACUUUCCAGCACAACUCCAAAACCAGUUACUGAUACCACUGAGCCAAUGUUUACGAAUGAGACAGAGGAACAUGCUGAGCGAUUCCAAAAAGCAGCUGAACGUUUUAGAAAUCCUGUUGUUUUCAGCAAGGAUUCAACAGUCAGAAAAACGCAGCUUCAGUCGUUCAGUCAAUAUGUUGAAAGCAGACCAGAGAUGAAAAGGCAGAGAUCAAUACAGGAAGAUAGAAAGAGAGGCAAUGAGGAGAAGGCAGCGAUAACUGAAACUCAGAGGAAGCCAUCAGAAGAUGAAGUGCUUAAUAAAGGGUUCAAAGACACCAGUCAAUAUGUUGUAGGAGAAUUGGCAGCACUAGAGAAUGAGCAAAAGCAAAUUGACACCCGUGCCGCGCGGGUGGAGAAGCGCCUUCGCUAUCUCAUGGACACAGGAAGAAAUACUGAAGAAGAAGAAGCUAUGAUGCAAGAAUGGUUCAUGUUAGUCAAUAAGAAAAACGCCUUGAUAAGAAGAAUGAAUCAACUUUCUCUUCUGGAAAAGGAACAUGACUUAGAAAGGCGGUACGAACUGCUGAACAGGGAGCUAAGAGCCAUGCUUGCCAUUGAAGACUGGCAAAAGACUGAAGCUCAGAAGAGGCGGGAGCAACUUUUGCUAGAUGAACUUGUUAUUCUCGUUAAUAAACGUGAUGCUCUGGUCAGAGAUUUAGAUGCCCAAGAAAAACAGGCUGAAGAAGAAGAUGAGCAUUUGGAAAGGACACUUGAACAAAACAAAGGAAAAAUGGCCAAGAAAGAAGAGAAAUGUGUCCUUCAGUGACUAGCUUUCAUGGGGCAAGAUGCUGUCACUUUUUAUAAUUUCACCCUUCUUACAUUUUGGAUACAUGCCAACACCAAGACUAGAAAAACUAAAACACAAAUAGACCUCUUAAAACUUCAGAAAUUUCCAUUUGGCCAGACCAGCUUUAUCUUAAAUUGUUUUCUGAUUCUCUUCUCCCCUUUCCAUUCAAGCAAUAGUGUUUCAGAAUUAGCUUUCCCCCAGGAUUUCCUUGUGGGCUUAAUUAUCUUAAAUAAGUUUGUUCCCAAAUGUUUAAGCAGCCACCCAGUUGUGUAAGAAGGGAGAAAACCCUAGCAUUAUGUUUUUAGUUAAAAAUCUUGCAAAUACAUUGUUCUAUGUAGUCACAUAGCAGAGAGAGAGAGAGAGAGAGAGAAACAUAUGCUCAAUUGUUUCAUCUAGUUCUGCCAUAUGUAAUAUUAAAUAUGCUAUCAACCAUUUUAUUGUUAGAUCAUACUCAGACCCAUUUAAUACAAUGUGCUAUAUUUACCAAUGUUUAUUUCAGCUGCAGUUUUACACUUUCAUUGUAAGUACAAUUAUAACAUUUAAGGCUUUCUUACGUGCUCAGAGAGCAGUUCUUUUUAACCAAUACCUUCUAAGAAUCUUGCAACCUAAAGAAGUGAUUGUAAAGAUAAGGCUAACUGAAGUAUGAUCAGUUUACAGAAAAUUCUUCUUUUGAGGCUACCCCGUUUUUAUUAAUUAUUUAUUUACCUGUUAGUUUAGUUCCCUUUUCUUGAUCUUGUGCUGGACCUCUGCACUCUGACUCUACAGUGCUGUUAAUAUUUAUUUUGUAUCCAUCAGGGGUCUUGUCUUGCCAUUGUUUGCAAAAUCUCCUUGCAAGUAAAUAUAUCUUUCUCUAGCAUCAUGCUCAUUUUUGUGGAAAUGGUUAUGUUUAUUUAUUACAAUACCAAGUUAUGUAUAAAUUUUCAAUAAAGCUGGA
This is a messenger RNA of Python bivittatus (Burmese python), 3340 nucleotides long. The record is from RefSeq and is a predicted model, not a curated record. NCBI's taxonomy places the organism in Eukaryota, Metazoa, Chordata, Lepidosauria, Squamata, Pythonidae.